Molecule: messenger RNA, 1187 nt
Organism: Phasianus colchicus (ring-necked pheasant)
Lineage: Eukaryota; Metazoa; Chordata; Aves; Galliformes; Phasianidae
Gene: WDR54
Product: WD repeat domain 54
Biological process (GO): cilium assembly
Cellular component (GO): centriole; ciliary basal body
Molecular function (GO): protein binding
Source: RefSeq, a predicted model, not a curated record
CUCCGAAUCCCGGCGCUUCGUGAUGACGUCAUCACGACGCGCCCGCCUCCGUGUCGCUCUUAUGUCAUCGCUCGGCGCCGCCGUCUCCAUGGUUACGGCGGGCAGCGGCCGAGCCGCGGAGCGGGCGGGGCGGAGAGCGGCAGCGGGACCGGGAGCGGCGAUGUACCGCCGGGAGAAGAGCAUCGCGCUGCGCGGCAGCUCCUCGGCGCUGUACAACAACCUGAGCGUGCUCCGCCCGCCCCACAGGCCGCUCGCCUUCCUCGGCUCCGUGCACGGCCCGGCCGUCACCGUGCUCAGCGCGGCCGGCGACGCGGCGGGCUGCGCCCAGCGGCAGCUGCAGGCCCGGGCGGGCGGCGGGGCCUCGCUCGUCACGCAGGCUGCCUGGUGUGUCCUGCCGGCACGCAUCCUGCUGGUGCUGACCUGUCAGAAAGGCAUCCAGAUGUAUGAAUCAGAUGGAUCCAUCAUGGUGUAUUGGCACGCACUGGACAUCCCAGAGCACCCUCCAGCACAAGCCGUGUUUGCCCGAGGGAUCUCUGCAGCAGGAGAACGUUUCAUCUGCGUGGGGCUGUCCUCUGGGAUGGUGCUGGUGUUCGACAUCCCCCACAAAGGGACCAACAUCACGGUGAGUGAGGUCCUGAAGGAGCACCACAACGCCAUCACCGACAUCGCUGCCGAGCUGGGCCAGGCACCGGCUGGGGCCGGGGACCUGGUGACUGCUGACGACGCCGGGACGCUGUGCGUGUGGAGCUCUGGAGAGGAAUUCUCCUUGCUCAACAGGAUCCCAGCCUUUGGCUGGACCUGCUCCUCUGUGAGGCUCUGGAAUGGGAUCAUUGCUGCUGGUUAUGGCAACGGGCAGAUCCGGCUGUACGAGGCAGCGACGGGCAGCCUGCGUGCCGAGGUCAGCGCACACGCCCGCUGGAUUUAUGCCCUGGACCUGGCACCAGCCACAGGAAAGCUGCUGUCGGGUGCGGAGGACUCCUUUGUUCACGUCUGGAAGCUCAGCAGGAACCCAGACACUGAUGAUGUUGAGAUCGAGCACUGCCACGCCGAGUGCGUCACCGACACCCAGAUCUGCGGUGCCCGUUUCUGUGACCCCGAGGGAAACUCCUUUGCAGUGACCGGCUACGACCUCAGCGAGAUCUUCUGCUACAGCCAGGUGUAACUGCGAGCCACGCGGGCUGCUGUGG